CGACUAUAAACCAAAGUGACGACAUGCUAUGUUUGUUGUCAUAUCUGUUUUUGUUGUGAAGAGCGAAGGCGAGGAUCAUCUCUGCUCGGACGGACUUAUGGUGAACAUCAUAGAGAGGUAGAAUGUGAAACACGAUGGCUGGUUUUGAAACGUACCAGGAGUAUCAGCGAAUAGAAGAUUAUGAUGAAGACUCUCCUCCAGGAGAGGAAGAAUUACUCAUCCAUGUGCCAGACGGCAGAAGAGACCCGUGGCAUCAUAUCAAGAAUCUCGACAAUUUCUUCACAAGAAUCUAUCAUUUCCAUCAGAGGAAUGGAUUCACCUGUAUGGUGUUAUCAGAGUUUUUUGAACUUGUGCAAUUCCUGUUUGUGGUCACGUUUACAACCUUUCUCUUCAACUGUGUGGAAUAUGAUGUUCUCUUCGCCAACCGAGUGGUCAACCACACGGGUCAGAGCCUCGGUCCUCUGGACAGGAACAAGGUCACCCUUCCUGACGCGAUUUUACCCACCGAGCAGUGCACUGAGAGGAUUCAAGGAAACAGCUGGAUCAUCUUCCUCUUGAUAAUGGCAGCCAUAUUCUGGGUCUAUCGGCUCGUGAAGGUGAUCUGCAAUGUCAUCAGCUACUGGGAGAUCCGACAGUUUUAUAAAAAAGCACUGAACAUACAGAUGGAUGAACUUUGCAACUUCACGUGGCAAGAAGUUCAAGGCCGUUUGAUCCGCCUGCAGCGCGAGCAGCCCAUGUGUGUCCAGAAGCGUGAUCUUUCUGAACUAGACAUCUACCACCGCAUCCUGCGCUUUAAAAACUACACAGUGGCCAUGAUCAACAAGUCCCUGCUGCCCGUCAGACUGCGUGUGCCCUUCUUGGGUGACAUGAUCUUCCUCACGCAGGGCCUGAAAUACAACUUUGAGCUCAUUCUGUUCUGGGGACCUCUGUCGCUCUUCCAGAACAAAUGGAGUCUGGAUCCCAAAUACAAGCGGGCGGCAAACCGGCAGGAGCUGGCCAAGCAGCUCAGCCGUGUCAUCCUGUUGACGGGUCUGGUCAAUCUGCUGCUGUGUCCAUUCGUGCUGGUGUGGCAGGUGCUGUACGCCUUCUUUAGCUACGCUGAAGUCAUCAAGCGUGAGCCGGGAAGUUUGGGAGCCCGGCGCUGGUCGCUGUACGGCCGUCUCUACCUGCGCCACUUUAACGAGCUGGAUCACGAGCUGCAAGGCCGGCUGGGACGUGGGUACAAAACUGCCGCGAAAUACAUGAAUUCUUUCGUUUCUCCUCUGUUGGCGGUGCUGGCCAAGAACGUGGCUUUCUUCUCCGGCUCGGUUCUCGCCGUGCUCAUCGCUCUGACGGUGUACGAUGAAGACGUGCUGACCGUGCAACACAUCCUGACGGCCAUCACCGUACUUGGUGUGGUCAUCACCAUCAGCAGGUCGUUUAUUCCAGAUGAACAUAUGGUGUGGUGUCCUGAACAGCUGCUUCAGUGCGUCCUGGCCCACAUCCACUACAUGCCCGACCACUGGAAGGGCAACGCCAACAAGAGCGAGACCCGCGACGAGAUGGCACAGCUUUACCAAUAUAAAACCGUCUUUAUAUUGGAGGAGCUUCUGAGUCCCAUAAUCACCCCCUUCAUCCUCAUCUUCCCCCUGCGGAGCAAGUCUUUAGAAAUCAUCGACUUCUUCCGUAACUUCACCGUUGAUGUGGCAGGGGUGGGAGACAUUUGCUCAUUCGCCCAGAUGGACAUCAGGCGCCAUGGAAAUCCACAGUGGAUGUCUGAAGGUCAGACGGAGGCCUCAGUGUACCAGCAGGCUGAGAAUGGGAAGACGGAGCUGUCGCUGAUGCAUUUCACCAUUAAAAACCCACGCUGGGAGCCCCCACAGGAGAGCUCAGUGUUCAUCAGCCACCUGAAGGAGAAGGUGCAUCAGGACGCUCAGACAGGACCGUCUCCUCAGCUGCUGCUGUCCGAGGCUCCUCUCUGUACCUCGCUGCUGUCCAAUGAGUCCGCCACGGGUCCUGAUAACCUGUUAGCCAGUGUGUUGGCUCACCCCGUACUGACCGCCUCUGGACUUCCUGGGAGGAAUCGGCGCUUUAUCCCUCCGAGCAGUGCGGCUUCCGCUGCUGCUAGUGUCCUGGCGUCCCUUUCGUUUUCUCAGCAGCCCCACGCCGGCCGUUCUCGCUCACACACUCUCCUGCCGUCCCGACUGCACCACGACAGCACCAUGUACUGCAGCGACCACACUGUGGACCACAGUAUGUCUGCAAGUGAGUCCAGAGUGCUCAGCCAGUCUCAUUCGGCCCUGGCGUCAGAGUUCGCAUCAACCGAGAUGAGCCUGCAUGCUAUAUACAUGCACGAGGUACAUCAGCAAAAGACCCAGCAUCCAUCUGGACCAAUUCAGACCUGUGUGCCAAUGAAGGACUUGAGCACCAACUGUGCUGAAGGUCCUCAGAUACAGUCUGCACAGACAGUCACCUUGGUGCCGCCCGCUUCUGGCCGCUUGGGCGGCUGGGCUGAACAGGAAGAGGAGGAGGAGAUAAACACCAACCCUGUGCUGGAUCAGACCAGCAGAGGGAGCAGCUGAAGUGCCUUCAACCUGAACAUUCUUGUUCAUUUCUGGUAGUUGUGGCCUCACUUUGGUUUGAAAGCCUUUGAUUGAGCAUGUUGGGACGCCACACAAAGCAUGUCGUUCAAGAAGCCCGUCGGAGCCGUUCGGUUCUCUGGAUGCUUCUCUGGAUCUUCCAGUUUAGAGGAACUGUGACAUAACGGACUGAAAGAGUAUGUCUGCCACUUCCCUCCCUCGUCACGUCACUUACAUUUAUAUUUCAGAGUGCUGUGUGUUGGAGUGUGUGUGUGUGUUUGUUUUGUUUAUGACACAACAGGGUGACACUUGUUUUACAGUAUUUAUUUCCAUUGCAUUCUCUUUCAUGCAAUGUCCGUUUUAUUUGGGUUUGAGCAAGUUAUGUUUUCCGCCUCUCGGAUUUGAAUGAGAGCCAGGGAGUAUUUACUUUUGAAUGAAAACAUCCCUUUGGUGUAUUAUUGCUAGUUUCACUUUUAUGUCACAGAAAAUAUCACUGAAUGUAAAAUCAUACCAGUUGCCUCUUUAGGAAAAAAAGAAACAAAUUCUCAAAAUUAUAAAACAUAUGAUUUUUUUUUUCCUUAAAGAAAAUAUAAAUACACUUAAGGAUUUUUGCCUUAUUUAAAAUUUGAAUUAAAAUUAAAUUUGCAUUUGCAAAUGUUUUGAUAAAUCUUAUCAAUAACCACUUGAAUAAAAAUGUAAACAAAAAAAGAUUUUAGCAAAAAAAUGUAUCUUGAUUUACCAAAAAGCUUUUGAUUUGCAGGGGAACGCACAAGUUCUUAAACUAAAUAAAAAUUGUAAAAGUCUUAUUUUUUGUGGUUUGUCUAAAAGUAGCAUUUCAUCUACAGCAACAAAUAGACAUCUUAGACGACUUUAUGACUGCAUUAAAGGAUUUUGGUUAUGUAAAAAUUGAUAGAAUGAAUAUGCACUGUAAGUCGCUUUGGAUAAAAGCGUCUGCUAAAUGCAUACAUUUAAUUUAAUUUAAAUAAUGCUAAAGCUAUGAGAAUGAUUAACUAUCAAACUGAAGAGUUCAUGUGAAAAAAAAAAGAGUAAAUGAUUAAAAUGAAAGCCAGACAUUAGUCCCAGUUCACAGCCAUUGGGACAUUAUUUCUAAAAUACUUGUAAACCGCAGAUUAUUGAACCACUUAAGAAGUUAAAAUUAAACUCUAUUUAAGAUAAAAAGCAGGUUGAAGAUGUUAGUGUGGUGUUUUUGAUGUUGGUUUAGGAUUUGUACUCCGUACCUAACUGAUAACAAUCUCUUCCAGCGUGUUGAAUUAAAUAUUACACAUCUGACCGAUGAUCUGAGAAGUCGUAUCACAGAAUUCAUCAGUUUAAGCUGUUAUUGUCCUGUGUCCGUGUCUACCAAAACUGAAGAGUGUGUUUUUUGUGCUGUGUUUGCGAUUAAAAGUUCGGUCAAUUCUCACACUAGGAUCUGCCAUUAUCAAGAACAAAAUAGAUUUUAACUAAUGCACUCUCUCAAAGCGUAGGAAGGCUUGGUUCUGUAAUAUAGUACUACCACGAGAACCUAAGGGCUUUUGACAGUUUACACAUGGUAUAUGACACUCUGGUCAGAGAUAUACCCACAGUUCUUGUAAAACACUGAACUUCCUGUGACCAGAGCAUGGCCACAUAUGCUUUAAGAUAUCAUCUACUUGAAAUACUGCAGUUAGAGAGUAGCUUCAAGCGUAGUUAAUAAAGAUAACGACAUCUAUAUCAGACCCACUGAAAUACCUCCUGUGUAUGUACAGUAUUUAUUUGUGUGGGACAUUAUUGAACAAACGUCAUCAGGAUGUAGUUGCAGACGUGCAGUUUACAGUGUUAAGGAUUCGAGGGGUUUCCACACAAGACUGUGUAAGUGAAACACAUUGUUUUAAAGCUCUGUUAUCAUAAUUUUCUGUUUUAACAGUCUGCGGUUGGACUGUGUCAGGUGCUAUGAAUGUGUAUAUUUAAUUUGUUUUAAUAUUUAUCAAUUUUUUUUUUUGUCUGAUCGAAAUAACUCUAGAAAAAAAUAAACCUUAUCUACUGGGA
Carassius auratus (goldfish) is the source of this 4583-nucleotide messenger RNA. Its product is annotated as autophagy-related protein 9A-like. The record is from RefSeq and is a predicted model, not a curated record. Gene Ontology annotation, cellular component: autophagosome; phagophore assembly site. The transcript is spliced from 15 exons. Lineage: Eukaryota; Metazoa; Chordata; Actinopteri; Cypriniformes; Cyprinidae. Bases 135 to 2561 code for a protein of 808 amino acids. Gene Ontology annotation, biological process: autophagy of mitochondrion; reticulophagy; piecemeal microautophagy of the nucleus.